AUGAUCAUGGCGCAAGGUAUCGAUCCGGCCACCUCUUCCGCUGCUGGCGAGGCGGUUAUGACCAGAUUACUGAUGAAGGAACUCUCCUUGCCAGGCUCCGAGACUUCGAUCAUCCGCAUCGCGGGAGCGGGGUUCCGGCUGUCCCUGCUCCUGAACGCGGCCGCUUGUCAACUCGCACAGUCCCGACUAGAAAUACACAGUAUCGCAAAGGGCAUCUCGCUCUUUGCGCUGACCCUCAAGCACCUUGGACAGACUCUCGAGAAGACAGAGAUCGAAUACUCAUCUGAGGCGAUGGAAAAGGCGUGGGAGAUCGCGAGUCAAGGCCAGAUGAUCUUUGUUGAUAUCGAGCAUAUGUUGGACAAGCUACAAGGUACCGAUACCGAUGACGAGUUGAGGAGGAUUCCUCUGCAGGAACGGCUGAAAUGGUGUUUUCGAAAACAACACGUCACGUUUCUGUUGGCCCAGCUCGAGUCGCUUAAGCUCAGUUUGAUUGUAGUGGUCCGGAUUCUACAGCUCGGAAAUCUGAUACAAAGCGGCACCGACAACACGAGUGUAGGCCCGUUGGAGUUGUCAUCGGACGAUACCGUUGCUCAAGAGAAAGCCGAAACUCAGAACAUGAUCAUUGUUCGAUACUGGUCGGUGAAGCGUCUUGAUCGCCUUUGGGAUUGUGUGGAACAGGAGGCCUUGGAGGCGGCAAACGACCAGACCAACCAGAGAAUUCAUUCAACCUAUUUUACCAACACGGCAGCAGCGGUGAAACCUUUAAUCGCCGCGACCAAGGGGUCAGACUUGACGAAACCGCAUCCGGUCACUUUUGGAGAUUGUGAUGUUGGUCUCAGUGAUCUUGAGCGUUCUCCGAAAGACAUGGUUCACCUGUCUGAGAGCGCUAUGAACCAUCUCUUGUUGAUGUGGGUACCGUCACUGGACGCUUCCAAGAUAUAUGUGAAAUCGGGGGCUCGGGGUAUCAGUCAAUCAGCCCCACCUCAAGUCUGUGUCUCUUCUGACUGUGAGGAUGAUGCCGAAGAUCUCGAUUGGGAGGGCCACAACAGCCGGGGCUACUACCUUGAGGGAAGCACGGAAGACUGGCGCAAACCUCACUCGCAGGAAGCUCGCAGGCAGGCUGCCGAGUUACGGCGCCAGUACUCGGGCUAUCAAGCACGUGUGGAAAGCGAUGAUGAGACCAACGGAUCUUCGCGACGUCGAGAACCCCGACCAAAGGAUCCGCGAAUAACCGACUCAGGUGAUGAAGAUGAACAACGAACCAGUUCACGGCCGCCUCCAAAAACCGUCACGAUCAACGAUGGUGGCCGGGCCCACUCCAGCAGCAUCUCUUCCAGAUAUCCAUCUAGCCAAACAUCCGACGGCCGACCCACCGCAUACCCAAGUGGCAGCUUUCAACCAGCAGCCACGAGUAUACCCCGGUCACAGCCACCUUCAUCUCCGUCCCAGCCUUUACCACCUCAUUUACCCGGGCCUCCCAAGCAUCACUAUCGCCACCACUCCGGAGAUAUCUAUACCAAUACAGCUCCACGCUCCAUUCCGGGGAGUCAGUCCAAUGUGCCUCCAGCGAUGUCCAUACCGUCACCACGGAGCACACCCCCGAGUCCGUUCGAGACAGGAUGGGCCCGGCCGCCGAACUAUAACAACCAUCUCCUUCAACCGCGGCCCCGCGCGUCGGCGUACCCACUUUCCACCUCAUUCCCCGAGUCCAACUUUCGGCCAUCGCCUCCUCGGUCAGCCCAAAGAUCUCCGACCCAUUCUCACCGGCGAUCUUCCCGUGAAGAGGCUAAGGAACGACACAAAGCGUUGAAGCGCGAUGCGACUCGGGGAAUCGCGGGUAUCGGCGCCAUCGCCGGCUUCAUGGAUGCCCUCGAGGCUUUCUCCGUCCUAUGA
Messenger RNA from Penicillium macrosclerotiorum, 1893 nucleotides. RefSeq lists its product as uncharacterized. Lineage: Eukaryota; Fungi; Ascomycota; Eurotiomycetes; Eurotiales; Aspergillaceae. The record is from RefSeq and is a predicted model, not a curated record. The transcript has a single exon. Bases 1 to 1893 code for a protein of 630 amino acids.